This is a messenger RNA of Rhodofomes roseus, 679 nucleotides long. RefSeq lists its product as uncharacterized. The transcript is spliced from 4 exons. The record is from RefSeq and is a predicted model, not a curated record. NCBI's taxonomy places the organism in Eukaryota, Fungi, Basidiomycota, Agaricomycetes, Polyporales, Fomitopsidaceae. The coding region runs from base 113 to 634 and encodes 173 amino acids.
AGCGAGCGCGCAUUACCCGGGCUUCGACCGUAACCACCACCACGCGGACUCGGCUCACUCGACUUCCGUCGGCUUUCUCGUUUGCAGUAACAGUCGACUUCAAUCCACCGACAUGGCUUCAGGGAUGGGGGACAGUCUACUCAGUACUGAUGGUCAGGUCGGCUCAAUGCCGGUCGAUCCUGUAGAAGCGUUCUUGGCAUACUCGUUCUCGACGGAUGCGGUAUUCCAGCAAGGUCUAGAGAGCAUAGUAGCAUCGGGGGCACUCGAGGGCAAAUCGGAGGAAGAGAGGGCUGUGAUCUUGCGCAGCUCUCAGGUCUUCUACUUUAAUCGCGCUAUCGGCUGUUCCAUAACAAUGGACGAAGUGAACGAGCGGGAACGCUCGCGGCAGCUUGUCCCUGCGACAAACGCUGUCAAUUCCAAUGGGCAUUCAGAUGACCCUGCAGUCGCGUUAUCAACACAGCAGUCGGACGUUGAGCCACGCACUCUCAGCUUCUCCGAGCUUAAGGCACUCAUUGAGCAAGGCAAGACGGAUCAAAUUCCCAAUAAUAGGCAGAUACCGAAUGAAUUGAAUCAAGCAACGCCCAGUCAGUCAACUACAGGCUUGCGUAGGAAGCCCUGGGAAGCCGAGACGUAGAACAAGAAUCCAGAGACUGAUCGUUGACUGACUCCCUGUACUAUC